UUUACGUCAUCAGAUUGCGACAUGAUGACAGGUGACUGAAAUUGUCAGAAAUACGUCUAGAAAAAAGAAUUUCGCAUGGGUUUAUUCUGUGGUUUAACUGACCUCUAUUUCUGAUACAUGUGUUUUUAACGUUUGACUGCACUUUUGCCAUCCAGCGAAGAAAUAAGAAACCAACUUUCGGCCUCGUAGCUAGUUCCAGUUGCUGCCCAGUGCUGUCACUGACUAAUCUUUGACUAAACUUCGAGAAUAUAGCUAGCUAGCUACCGAUAGUUAGAAUUCAGAUGCAACAGUCCUCGAAAUGAACAAAGAAGGACUGCUCUCCCUCACUCUUGUCAGAGUUGGUGGAGUACUUCAGGACCCAGAUGAGGACAGACCCUGACAUGGCCUCUGCUGUAGCAGCCAUCCGCACCCUGCUAGAGUUCCUCAGACGAGACAAAGGUGAGACGAUCCUGGGUCUGAGGGAGAGCCUGAAGUGGGCCACAGACUGUCUGACUGGGGUGGACUCCUCUGUCGCCGUGUCCUCUGGAGGGGAGCUGUUCCUUCGCUUCAUCAGCCUCACAUCACUGGAGCAUCAGGACCUGUCGCGCUGUAAGAAGGUGAUGGAGGAGAGAGGAGAACUGUUCCUGGAGAAGAUCUCUCUCUCCAGAACCAAGGUGGCCAAACUCUGCCACACCUUCAUCAAAGACGGGGCGAAAAUCCUGACCCAUUCCUCCUCCAGAGUAGUAUUGAGGGUGCUGGAGAAAGCUGCAGCCGAGAAGAAACGCUUCACAGUCUUCGUCACAGAGUCCCAGCCAGACACAGCCGGGAAACAGAUGGCUGAUGCGCUGAGGAGACUCAAUGUUCCUGUGACAGUGGUCCUGGAUGCUGCUGUGGGUUAUGUCCUGGAGAAGGUGGACCUGGUUAUUGUAGGAGCAGAAGGAGUCGUUGAGAGUGGAGGCAUCAUCAACAAGAUUGGAACCUAUCAGAUGGCAGUGUGUUCCAAAGCCCACAACAAGCCCUUCUACGUGGUAGCGGAGAGCUUCAAGUUUGUCCGUCUCUACCCUCUUAACCAGCAGGACGUCCCAGACAGAUUUAAGUACAAAGCUGACACCCUGAGGACUGUGUCUGACCUGUCAGAGGAACACCCCAUGAUCGACUACACCCCUCCCUCCCUCAUCACGCUCCUCUUCACAGACCUGGGGGUCCUCACCCCCUCUGCCGUCAGCGAUGAACUUAUCAAACUUUAUUUAUAACAGUGCCUUAAAACAAAACGCCUCAAUUAAAAAAACUCAAAAGGGA
This is a messenger RNA of Salmo salar (Atlantic salmon), 1278 nucleotides long. Its product is annotated as translation initiation factor eIF2B subunit alpha. Gene Ontology annotation, molecular function: translation initiation factor activity; guanyl-nucleotide exchange factor activity. The record is from RefSeq and is a predicted model, not a curated record. Gene Ontology annotation, cellular component: eukaryotic translation initiation factor 2B complex. NCBI's taxonomy places the organism in Eukaryota, Metazoa, Chordata, Actinopteri, Salmoniformes, Salmonidae. Gene Ontology annotation, biological process: translational initiation.